Messenger RNA from Mya arenaria, 9057 nucleotides. RefSeq names its product inositol 1,4,5-trisphosphate receptor type 3-like. Gene Ontology annotation, biological process: calcium ion transmembrane transport. The transcript has 71 exons. Gene Ontology annotation, molecular function: inositol 1,4,5 trisphosphate binding; inositol 1,4,5-trisphosphate-gated calcium channel activity. Gene Ontology annotation, cellular component: endoplasmic reticulum; membrane. The record is from RefSeq and is a predicted model, not a curated record. NCBI's taxonomy places the organism in Eukaryota, Metazoa, Mollusca, Bivalvia, Myida, Myidae. The coding region runs from base 127 to 8721 and encodes 2864 amino acids.
ACGUAGCUGGAUUCAAAAUAUAAUGUGGCAGAAGAGAUUGUUUGUAUAAAAUGAAACUCACUGAAUGGUACAAGUUGUACCAGUAGUUUUUGUCCUGAUAAUUGGAAAAAACUUAAGGCGGAAAAGAUGAUGCUCGCAACCACCAACUUCGGGGAGUACCUGUGUGUGGGCGACUAUAUCUGUCUGUACUCGGUGGAGACAGAGGGGUACACCUACAGUCUUCAGUCCAGCUCAGUGCACAGCCAGCUGUACAUCUAUCGGAACCAAGACAAGGACAAACCCACCAAGAUACCAUGCGCCUCAGCGUGCGUUUUCCAAGUGGCGAUUCAGAACAGGUACAAGUUGAACAAGAAAAAACGGAAAUUUCUGGCACAGGCAAGCUCGAACGCGAACCUGCUCGAUGACACCGCGCAGCUCCAACAACACAAGCUAGCAGCGGAGGCGGAGAACGCGGACAAUCUGCAAGAACAGCGGCGACAAAUGGGCAAGCGUGUCCGAUACGGCGAGAUCAUACAGCUGCGGCACGUUUUUACGAACAAAUUCGUCCACAUGUGUACGUCACAGACGUCGCAGAUAGACAAGAACAAUAUGGUGGUGAUGCUGCAAGAGUUUAACGCGAAGAACGCCCAGUUCCGAAUCCUCCCCCAGUACAAGGUCAAGUCGGAGGGGGAAGUGGUCCAGAUCUACGACCAGAUCGUGUUUGAGAGCAUCAAGUCCCCGGGCCACUUCCUGCACGCCAGUAGCGGCUUCCAGAUAGACCACUUCACUCACGGAUCGGAGAUAAACCUUGGCGUGGAAAGAUCGGGCUUCACGCUGGUCCGGUUUAGGAAACAGGGGACACCGGAUCAGGAGCUCUUCGUUAGGGGCGGCUCAAUAAUCCGGUUAUUCCACAAGGAACUCGAAGCGUACAUGGUGGCCGAGGGGCUGUUUGAAGACGAGGUCACCGAGGAUGUUCACUUUCGUAUCCGUGUUAUGGACCAGCACAAGCCGCGAACCCUUUCACCACCCACUUCCGGAAAUUCGUUCUGGGUCAUCGAGGCAGAAAACUCCAUCUUUAACGGCGACAUACUGCAAUGGGAGCAGCAGGUGCGCCUCCGUCACCUGACGACCCGGAAGUACCUGUGUAUCGACAAUUCCCAGGAAAUCUCGUUGGCAGACGACAGCGAGGAUCCAAGGACCGUCUUCCGGCUGCACUCCGUCAUCAAUGAGCGGGAAGAAAUCCGUUUUGAGAGCUACUGCCGGAUCGAGCACGUCCUGUCCGGCUUCUGGCUCCACGCACUCAAGGAUGAAGACUACAUACGGAAGAAGUUCCGUGACAUAGAGAACGUCAACGAUCAGACUUUAAAGGGCUUACGUUGGGACAGCGCAAUGGUCAGACAGGUGUCGGCGAGUGGUGAAAGUCAGUACGACGACGCGUUCACCAUACAGCUGGUGGAAGAUACGCACGUGAACGAGUUCAACUACGUGGCUGGCAUGGUCCCCUUCCUUAGAAACCUCAUCAAGGACAGAGAAAUUGGAGUGAUCCUAAAUUCCAAGAAAACUCACCAGCUUCUCACGGCAUUGGAAGAGUUGCGGAAAUACAUGCUACUGAAGCCAGGAGUCCCCAGCAAGGACCGACAGAAACUCAUGAGAAACCUUAUGGUGAUUGACCUUCUGGUACGGAUCCUAAAAUUUCCCCUGGACGGCGUUCCGGACGCGCAGAACAUCAUCCUGGUGUUCAAAGAGGCCUAUGAGAUCCUCUACACGUACAUGAUCGGCAAAAGCCGCAAGAACGCCCUCUACUUUGCCAAAUACAUCGAGUUUUUUCAGACACAGUUCACGCAAAAGGGAGGUAUCGGCCUGAACGUGGCCCAGAUGAUCGUGGAGCUGAUCCGGGACAAGCGGAAGAUCGUGGACCGCAUCUCGCACUCACAGAUAGACGAGUUUGUGGUUCUACUGCAGUCCAGUCAGAAUUACCGUUUUCUUGAUCUGCUGCACGUGCUGUGUGUGUGUGAUGACGUCGCUAUCCCUAACAACCAAUCAUAUAUAGUAGAGCGUUGGAUGCAAUGUGAACAGAAAGGUAUCUACCUGACAGCGCGGGGACAGGACAUCAACAAACAACCCAACAUCCUGUACCUGACCACGGACGAGGGGCGCAGCUGGCUCGCUCUCCACGAGUUUGUCGAUGAGACUCACCCAUGCCACGACAAGGACAAGCACGACUUCCUCCUUCAUCAGCUUGACCUCUAUAUUGCACUCUGCAAGGGUCGAAACGACUUCGCGAUCAACAUCAUAACGAAAGAGUUACGUUACCUGACGUGGGAGGAAACUUUCCUGGCGUUACGCUCGGAUAUUCUUCCAGACGCUAUCAGAGCGAAAUACUGUGACAUCACCACGAGUCUGUUUGUGGACAUCGGCAACAACUACUCGGUGUUAGCCCAUCCCAACAUCUGCUUUGUGUACGACUAUGUCGGGUCGAAAGAUGAAGAGAAAAGUCAGGGAGAUUUCAUCGUGAAAGAGCUGGUGGCGAUAUUCCCUGUGUUGCGAGACUGGAUCGCCGAGUUCCUCUCGGAGAACAAGUGCAUGUAUGCCACUGAAAUCGGACACAACAUGCUAAUAGAACAGGUUGUACGGCUGCUGUACUACCUGGUGAUGUUCGGCUACUACAUGGACGCUGACGACGUGGGACAUCUACUUCCUCCGCUCCUCAACCUCCUGGACGGUCGCCAUGACUACCCCUUCCUGUUUGAGAAAGAGAAAGGGUUUACCAAGGAGGAGAAGAAGCGGAUUGCGAGGUACCAGCAGCAGGACCGUUAUGAGAAGACGCCAGAGACUGCCCCUAUCGUAAACGCAAAGUUCCAAGUGCUUGAAGUGUUGGACCUGCUAUUGACGUAUCAGCGAAACUCCCGCUUGCAGAGCUUUGUGUCGAAGUUCAAGAUAGCUGAGCAGAUAGUGGCGGCUGGUCGAACGCAAUCGGUGAUGAUGUCGCUUAUAUUCGAUGACUUUGAUCCCCACCUCCAAAGCAAGAAGGCGAUGGGUGUGCAGAAAAAAGUGACGCGUGAGCUGAAGGAAAUGUUUAACAUGUCCGCAAUCUUCGACAUAGAAUUCCUCACCAAAGUGCUGAUGGAUUUGUCAAUGUACAAGUAUGAUAAAAUGAUCAUCAAGUCGUUGAACAUCCUCAACAAGCUCUACUCCUCCAAGAUGAACAUGUUCAAUAUAUCCAGCAAAGCACAGAUCCUAUUGACCCAGGACUCGGCUCGGGUCCAUCGCGAGGUCCUGAAGAACAUGCCUAUCCUGCGACGGCUCUCCAAGGCCAAGCUGGACGAUCAGCAGGUCAAACUCAUGGGGAACAUCCUCGAUGACCUCGCAGAAUUUUGUCAUUUGCCGAUGACACCCGACGAACCGCACCCGAUGAAUCAAAACAUCAUGAUCAGCAACGGCAUCCUAGACGUGCUGUUUGAUAUUCUCGUCCAAGAUAUAGAUACAAAGUUACUGAAAAUCUACGGCGGGAUGACGGACAUCUUCAAGAAAGCGUUUUACCUGUUGAAGCUUCUAGCACGCGAGAAUCAUCGCGUGCAGCACCACAUCAUGGAGAGGCUUGAUAUUCUACUCGACGUCCGGGUGGUGGAGUCUGAUCUUGCCAUUGCGCUGAAGGAGGUGUUCUGUGGAAACCAAGCAACAUGCUUGAAGAUCAGCCCGAGGCAGAUUCAGAAGAUCGUGAACAGAGCAGCGGACAUGCAGGACCGGGCGCCGGAGUUUCUGGAUCUGCUUGGCAUGAUUGUCAAGGUGGUGGGUACAAACCUUACGUUGAAGCGGAACCAGGCGUACGUGAUGAAGUAUAUCAUGCAGAAUUACAAGAAGGUCGCCUUCGUGCUAGACAUGACACAAGAGGAGAGGGCUAAGAUAUUGACGGAUCCAGCCGAGAUAUCCAGAUUGAGGUACUACAUCAGUCUUCUAGACCUGCUGGCAGCUUGUGCCGAGGGCGAGAACAUGUUCAUCGAGUCACUGUGCCAGACCAUCUUGCCUAUCGACGAUCUGCUAUGGGUGCUGAACAACGACAACGUUGACAAUGUGUACAAGAAGCCGUUCCUCAAGUGCCUCCAUCACGUGUACAUGAAGAACGGGGAGUCAGCUAUCGAGACGGGGGCCAGCGAGAUGUCACAUUUCGGUGACCUCUGGGAGUUCAUGUCCAACGUGUCAGUUGAGAUGAAUCGACUGACAGACAGUAUCAAAGAGGACCCGGACAAAAUAGCCAUAUACAUCAAAACGGCUCCAGAGAAAAGUGGGAUUGCUGCGGCCCCCGACUUCGAGUCCUCCGCCUAUGGUUCGCUGCUGUACUGCCUGGAAGGGGUCCUCCCGUUCCUGGAAGUUUUCUACCGCGACUUCUACUUCCCAGACAACACGUCACAUCCCAACGAGAUAGAUGAAACUGAUCAUCUCGCCAAGGCAGUAGUGAUGUUCGGGGAGGUUCUUGGCCCACUUCUGUUUAAGCCCACUCACAUGAAGAACCUUGUGAACUGUGUCACAGUUCUUGUGCCAAUAUCAAACAUGCCAAACUCGAAUCUCGAGGCAGUAUUGGACAGGUUCGCUUCCGGUAUAACAGCGGAAGACACAUCUUGUGCAAUAAGAAGAGGCAACAUCGAGUACUACUCAGAUGAAGUUGAGAUUAACGCCAAGUUCCGAACGUUUACUCGUAAUUGCUCUAUAGUGUUCGCUGGCCAUAACACCGUUUCGGCGCAACUGAAAUUCAACUCCAAAAGAGAGUACACGAUUCUGGGAGGGGAUGAAGAACUGCCGCUAGGCGAAGAGUUUCAGAGUCUUGUCAAGUGUUUCAUAAAUCCGAACGAGAAGAAGGUGGUAAAAAAAUUCGAGUGGACAUCAAAACUCAUUGAAAACCUUCACAUAUCAGGGUCGUACAAGCGUCUUCAAGAGCACGCCCGGAUGGAGAUGGAUGAGUUGAACAUUAAGUGUUUGCAGGUGCUCCGAGCCAUUAUCCACAACGAGGAGCGAAGGCUGCCUGAAGACUGGGCCACCAGGACCACGGAACUUAAGAUCAAGAAGGUUUUAAAUUUCAUCAACCAAAUACAAAAUUAUUACGAUUCGCGGCAGUCGAUGAUGAAGAUCCUUCCUCACUUGGCGACUAGGAAUGAAGAAGUUGCGAAAGAAGUCUUGGGUUUCCUGUGCGUUAUGCUGUUUAACGCUAACCACACCGUUCAGCAAUCGAUGUUGGAGUACUUCUUGUCAACUCGGGAGGAAGUUUUUUUCAUGGCCGUCAGAGAUCGUAUGGCUCUCUCAACCAACACUAUCAAAGAAAAGAGGUCAUUGCAAGCUCAGAUGGAUGCACAAAAGAAGAAGGACAGUACAAAAAUCAUUCUAAAACGAUCAGCAAACACAUUCAUUGUGUCCAUGAACGCACUCAAGCAAAUACAAGCGUACGAGGAUGCGUUGAGACAACAACGACUUAGUGGAUGGAAACCGAAACGCAACGUACAGAAGACUUCGAAGAAAAAGAAGAAAGUUACCAAAAAGAAGGCGGAAAAGACAGCUAAAACAAAGAAAAACAAGGUCUCUGAUAAAAGCGCAGACAAGGUUGCAAAUGGGGUCACCAAGGAUAAUGAAGCCUUGAUGGAUAAUGCCGGUUUUGAGGACACAGAAAUGACUGAAAUUAAAGUAGAAGCUCCAGGGAAUGAUAAGGAAGAGACAGAAGAGGGAUUCGAUGAGGGCGGUGACGGGGAAACUGAAGACGGAGAGGUAGAAUACCGUAACGAUGGCUAUAUAGAACUUGUUCUCAAAGUCAUGGCGAGAAUGUGCGACGGACAAAAUCACCAGCUUCAGGCUUAUCUACGAGAGCAGCCAGACAACUUGAAGACGUUUAACAUCAUUUUGGAGACAACACAGUUUGUCACAGUUCUUUACUCGAACAUUACACCAGAAAAUGUUGACCUGACAGUUCAACUUUUUGAGUGCAUUAAUGAGUUCACUGCCGGGAACCAAGACAACAGAAUCGUUAUCUAUGACAACAAGAUCAUUGACUACAUCAACUUUAUUAUGCGAGCUGGCGAUUUUGAAGAUUGCCCUAUCGACAAGAUUUUAUCACUCAGAGAAAGCAUUUCCAACCUUGUCCUGUCUCUCGUGGAAGAAAAUGGCCCAAGCAAAACACAAGUGGCUUUAGAGGUGAAGGACACCUUGGACAAGAAGGCGGUGAUUGCGCUGAUGACUGAAUGCUUCGAGAACCACGGGAUCGACAAAAAGAAGCUUGAAGAAAUGAAGUACAUACAGUUGGAGGGGGUCCCGCCGCCAAGCAAGAAUAAGGCGUUCCAUGGGGCCAAAGAUAAGAUCAUGAAAGGGUUUGGGAAAAAGGAGAAAAACGAGUUCGCCGAGCAAUACGAAGAUGUUGGGUAUCGCUUGUAUCUCAUCCUUGCCCGCAUGAUAGACAUAGAUCCGAAGCUGAUGGACACCAAUACAGACAACACCGAUAACAGAGCAUUGAAAUUUACACCACUGCAGCAGAAGGCUUUCAACUUCUACAAGAAGAAUUGUCAGUCUAUUGAAAUUGUGAAGGACGAUGAACUGCAGAAGGCAAACUUCAGAGUCAAAAGCAAGAGGGUUCUACGCGAAGAGGUAAAGGAGAUGUUGAAAUGGAACGUAGACCGAUCGUCCCCGAGCAACAAAAUACGUGACCUCAUGGCCUGGUCCAAUGACAUAAUGAAGGAUAUUGCCUACCAAAGGAAGAUCCUUAGCAACCCUCUCGCAAUAGUUCUGGCAAAAGGAUGGCUAAUCUGGAACCACAUGGUGACGCUACUUUCUUUCGCGAUAAACAUCCUUAUGUUGUGGACAUGGAAUGCCAAAAUGUCGCUUUCCAGUCCCGGGAUCUACAAGAACACCACCGUAAUUCCGGAUGACAUCAGAGAUCCCAUUCCCGAGAUAUCAAAUAUGAACAAGAACCAGUACAAGAUGUCCAUAUACAUUCUUGGUGGACUACACAACUUCUUCUGUUUGCUCGUGUUUAUCAGCUACUUUGUGGGAAACCAUCCCCGCCUCCCGAACCCUAGGGCCAUAUAUGCGUCUAUCAAGGCAUUCUUUGCAACACAAAAGUCCAAGGAAGAAGACGUUGAUGUACAAAAGGAAAAGCAGCAUGUGUCCAAGAUGGACGCAAAACUGCUUAGUUUUAAUACAAUAUAUUACAUGGCAUUCCUGGCCCUGUCAGUAGGCGGGACGCUGUUUCAUGGUUAUUUCUUCGCCUUCCAUCUUCUUAACAUCGUCAACAACAACCAGCUUCUGAGCGGUGUUAUCAAGGCUGUCACACAAAACGGUCGGUCACUGGUGUGGGUGGGUAUCCUGGGCCUGGUCGUGUUCUACCUGUACGCGAUCAUCAGUUUCGCGAUGAUGCGGAGCAUGUUUAACCCAAACGAGUACCUGUAUUGUGACACCCUCUGGCAGUGUACUAUCACCGUCAUCAGAUACGGACUCAUCGGAGACUUAUUUGAUAAUCUAAAGGCUCACGAGUCAGAGAAGGAUUUCCACAUGUUUGGCUUCAUAGUCCUCUACCAUGUUUCCUUCUUCAUCUUCAUCACCACCAUUGGUCUCAACAUUAUCUUCGGUAUCAUCGUAGACACUUUCUCCGAGCUCAGAGAUCUGAAGUGGACUGCCGAAUCCGAUAUGAGGGACACAUGCUUUGUUUGCAGCCGUAACAGCUACGACUUUGAGCACCAUGGCAAGGGAUUCGAGCACCACGUCCGAAACGAGCACAACAUGUGGGCGUACAUCUUCUUCUUUAUCCACCUGAACGGCACCAAGGUGAACGACUACACCGCGCUAGAGAUGUACGUCUACAAACUGCUCCAGAAGGAGAACUUUGACUUCUUCCCAUUGGAUCGGGCAUUGUCGCUUGCUUCCAUGGGCCAGGACUCGACAGAGGCAAAGAUCGACGACCUUCUAUACCAGGUCACCUCCAUCGUCGACAAACAGAAACGGGAGGAGCUUGAGAAGAAACGCUAUGAGGAGCGGAUGCGACAGAAGGCGUGGGAAGAGAAGCAUCGUCUGAAUUCCUUCCGGCGUAAGACAAAGAUUCCACAGAGGUCCGUCUCCGAGGACAACCUGUCUGUCAGAAAUGAGGAUAUGGAUCGAAUGGAUUCCCAACAACAUGACACAAUACAGUUAGCCAUCGAAAGCCCUCCACAGGGCAGGUCUCCUAGUUACUCCCGCCGCCCGAGUAUCACUAGCAACCUCGGUGGAGUGGUCUCCAGACGACCGAGCGGCGCAAACAUUCUCGGCUACCCGGGGGCGACCAAUCGACAUGACCGUUACCGACGCCGCCGAAGCGUCAGUCCAAUGGAUCCUAGAGAAUCAAUUUACCGACGAUCAAGUCCCGGACGAUACGAGGAUGAUGAACCGCUUAUUUACGACGAUCGCGCUCAGAGCCCAACUCUAUUUGGUGUAGAUAAUGACCUCCUCGAUAUAACACCAGUACCUAUCAGCCGCCGACAGUCGUUCGACCGCCUCCGUAGCCCAAGGCUCAGCCUGGCGACGAGUCCACGAGAACACGCGUCGUUCUUCUCCGAGACGGAUCCGAUGCCGUACCUCCGCCAGAUGUCGCAGCACUACUCACAGGAGAGGCGUCAGUCUCAAACGUUCUCCGAGGGCCGCCCGCUAACGCUGCCCCAGGAUAGAUAUCCAGACACUGAUAGGGGAGACGCCGACAGCGUUACUUCCGAUGACAGGACGCCCGAAACGAGGUUUUAAACCGUCUAUUUAAUAAAUAAUAAGUAUAAAACUUUGUGAACAAUUUUAAGCUGGAUUUAUAAUCGAAACAAAUGAUUUCAAUGAUCAUUGUAUCAUUGCCUUUUCUCUAUUUAAAGCUGUGCUAAUGUUCAUGUUUAGAAACAAAGACGAUUUGUCAUUUUUCCAUUUAUUGUGUAACGAUAUCAGUAAAAUGUUGCAUGUUUGAACACAAAUGCAUUCAAUUUGCACUAUUCAAUGUUUUACUCGGUUGUUAUUGUCUUGAAAAAGAGUGUGCAAUAGAUAUUUCUUUCUUAAAUAGUUUAAUGUUGUGGCGUAUUAAAUAAAUUCGUAAAUGUU